Caenorhabditis angaria is the source of this 3980-nucleotide messenger RNA. The record is from the annotation of a GenBank genome assembly. NCBI's taxonomy places the organism in Eukaryota, Metazoa, Nematoda, Chromadorea, Rhabditida, Rhabditidae.
AUGCUCUUUCUCCUAAUUUUCCUCACAAUUCCCCGGAUUUCCGCAACAAUCAUCGAAAACAUUGCAAAUCCGCCGCACGGUUGUCCGAAUUACGGACUGUGCACUGAUGUGACCUACAGUUUGUAUAGCACUUUGGAUGACGUGCCAAUUUAUGAGUAUGAGUGUGCGGCGACGACGGAUUGUGUUUGUGUGAAUGGAACGACGAAUGGGACGAGCACUUGUGAUGUUGGUGGGUUUUUGGGGGGGGGCUCAAAAUUGGGCCGGGCUUGUAGGCCUGGUUCGGGGCUUCAAAAUGAGCCUUAACUCGACUAGACUCUCCCGGGCCUUAGGCCAAGCUAGCCCCAAAUUUUCGGCCCUGUACUUUUUCACAUUCAAAAUUUUAGGAAAACUGGUUGCUAGGCAAGCCUUAAUCCACGUGGCAACCAACUAUGGGUUCUUUUUGAGGCCUGAGUCUAGCCUAGCCUUAAUCAGGCCUUGAACCUAGCUCAAAUAGGCCCAGAAGCCUGAAUAUAGGCUGUAAGGUUAACUUGACUCUUCAGAAAGCCCUCUUAGGCCUAAAAAUGUCCAACCUAAAUGCCCAAACCUCAAUUAGGCUCAUUUGAAAACUUAAACGGCUUAAACAUGAGAAAAGCCCUGAAGCCCAAAAUAACCUCUAAGCCUAGAGCCUUGAGCCUAAAGCCCUACCUAGGUUCAUUUUGUAAGCUCUUUCACAGACCUCCUCCGGGCUUGUAGGUCUGGUUCAAGGCUCCCCCCUGUAGGCCUGGUUCUAGAUUUCCCCCUGUAGAAGGGGCUUCAAAAUGAGCCUAAACUUGAAUAGGUUGGGCCGGACUCUAGUCUAAGCUAGACGGCCCUGAGAACUUUUAGGAAUCAGGCUAAAUACAGGCUCCCCAGGCCCAAAACCCAAGCAAUUUUCCAGUCACCAACCUCUGCACCUCCACCACCUGCCCCAACUCCAACUACACCUGCUCCAUGACCGGCAUCAACGCCUACAACUGCUCGUGCUCCACCGGCUAUUCGGGCUCGAGUUGUGAAUUCGACUCCGCCUCCGCAUGCGCCGCGUCGCCCUGUCAAAACGGCGGAACGUGCGCGGAAUCCGCGUCCGCGUCGUCUUAUACCUGCACAUGUUCCAGCGGGUAUAGCGGGACGAAUUGUGAGAUCAAGAAUGCCUGUGCCAGUAUGUGGUGUGCAAAUGGUGCGACCUGCGUGGCACUCUUCAACCAGUCCACCGCAUUUUGUGAUUGUGCUGACACGUGGCAGGGUAUACAUUGCGAUCUGACUACGGUAACUAUCUCUACCCCGAGUUAUGAUAAGUGUUGGCACUUCGACAACACGUUGCUAACCGAUUACCCGCUGAAAUUCAGCGAUAGUCAAAUGACUGUGGAGAAAUGUCAAACCUACGCAAGAAGUUUCACACCACAGUACACCGUGCUCACACUCUGCGGCACCUGGUGCGCAGUCUCCAUGGAGGACACCGAUGUGUUCAACAACACGGCGUGGAAUAGCGAUGGCGGGUGUAGCGCGACAUGCGCGGGGAAUAGCUCGGAGAAGUGUGGGGCGUAUUGGAAUCGCGGAGUGACGUACGAUGUGGCGGCGGAUGUAAUAGAUCCGGAUGGGUGUACGAAUACAUCGAGAUGUAGUGCGAAUCUUAACCAGGGUGCCUGUAUCGAUGGGAGAUCGUCGAAACCGCCGGGAUACCUAUGCGCAUGUUCACCCUGGUUUAUUGGCACGGAUUGCGCGACGCCGAAAGCUUCCGCUUGCGAUUCCGCGCCUUGUGGAGAUUAUGGAACUUGUGUUUUGAACACGCAGAUGAAUACCUAUACCUGUAAUUGUACCGAUGGAUAUGUGGGCAAUCAGUGUCAAUGUGAGUUCUGCGUCUCUAACCUUCUCUAGCUGUCUAGCCUAUGUUUCUAGUUGGUCCUCUGCGUCUCUAACCUCCCCUAGCCGCCUAGCUUAUGUUUCUAACCUACCCAAGCUGUCCCUGAGUCCUCUGCGUCUCUAACAUUCUCUAGCUUCUGGUUUCAUUGGGAAAAUUCAAAUUUUCAGCUAAAAAAAUAGCAAGUGCGCUCUUUUGAACACUAGGUUUUCAGGAGGAAAAUUCAAAUUUUUAGCUAAAAAAUAGCAGGUGCGCUCUAUUGAACACUAGGUUUUCAACGGGGAAAAUUCAAAUUUUUAGCUUGAAAAAUAGCAAGUACGCUCUAUUGAACACUAGGUUUUCAAUGGGAAAAUUUAAAUUUUCAGCUAAAAAAUUGCAAGUACGCUCUAUUGAACAAGGGGAAAAUUCAAAUUUUUAGCUAAAAAAUAGCAGGUGCGCUCUAUUGAACACUAGGUUUUCAGGGGGAAAAUUCAAAUUUUUAGUUGAAAAUAGCAAAAACUACCCAAGCUGUCCCUGAGUUCCCUGCGUCUCUAACAUUCUCUAGCUGUCUGCCUUCUCAUGUGUAUAGGGCACUCUGACUGUCUAGCCUAAUGUUCCCUGCGUCUCUAACCUUCUCUAUCUGUCUCGCUUCUACUCUUGCUAGGAUAGUCUAGCUUUCUAGCCUAAAGUUCUCUGCGUCUCUAACCUUCUCUAGCCGCCUAGCUCAUCUGUGAUCUACUCAAGCUGUCUGAGUUCCCUGCGUCUCUAACCUACCGCAGCUGUCCCUGAGUUUUCUGCGUCUCUAACCUUCUCUAGCUGUCUGGGCUCUUCUCUUUCUAGGAUACUCUAGCUGUCUAUGUCUCUAACCUACCCAAGCUAUCCCUGAGUUCUCUGCGUCUCUAACCUCCUCUAGUUGUCUAGCUUAUCCUGGUUUUCAAGGGGGGAAAUUCAAAUUUUCAGUUGAAAAUGGCCUGAGUUCUCUGCGUCUCUAACCUUCUCUAGCUGUCUAGGCUCUUCUCUUUCUAGGAUACUCUAGCUGUCUGCCUUUUCCCCCUGUAAAGGAUACUCUAGCUGUCUAGCCUAGAGUUCCCUGCGUCUCUAACCCUCUCAAACUUUUUCCAGACGCCAACCCCUGCUCGCCCAACCCCUGCCUCCACGGCGGCACCUGCUCCACCAACUCCUCCGGAACCUUCACCUGCGCCUGCCUCGAAUUCUACUACGGCACCACCUGCGACACCGUCAACCGUUGCGUCUACAACAACCCCUGCGUCCACGGCAACUGCUCAACCGAUCCCGACCUGACUUCGCCCAACUACACGUGCACCUGCUCCUACGGUUGGAACAACACGAAUUGCGACACGGAGAUCAACUAUUGCGAUCCGGCGCCCUGUAAAUACAACAGUACGUGUAAUGCGUUCUUCGGCGGCUACAAUUGCACGUGUCUGGCGGGCCUGGAGGGCGAUAAUUGCGAGACAAUUAUCGAUCAGUGCAAGACGCAUACUGUGAACGGCGUGGGACCGUGUAAUACCAAGGAUAGCUUGGCGAAUUGUACGACCGGCAUUAAUUAUUUCAAUUGUUCGUGUAUUAUCAACGUCAAAAUGGCUGGCACCAAAACGAGAAAAUAAAUUCAAAAACCCCUUUUCGCGGGGAUACCGUACACACAAACACGCCCCUCUUUUCGCUGCGAGAUAUCGCUAUUUGUAAAAUCGGUGCGCCUUUAUUUUAAUCGAUUUUUUUUUGUUUUUCGCGCAAAACCGACGUUUUUCUCGAAGAACUAUAGUAUUUCUAGUCAUACAUCGAUGAUUUUUGACACAAACGACAUCUGGAGAUAGUUGGUGAGUCUUUUUUUGUAGAAUUUCCCAUGAAAAAUCAUGAUUUUCAGGAAUUCCGCCAAAAUCAACCGGAUUUGCGCAAAUUUCGAUGAAUCUUCGCCGAAUCCGUUCAAUAUGAUUGACAACAGCUUCAACUGGUCCAACUUCGUCACAAGGAGCAACUCUUCAUGAUCUUGGUGUGAAUUUUGAUUUGAAUUUUCAAGAAAAAAUGAAGAUUUUCAGAUUUACCGGCAACAAUUUUGGGAAUUUCGCCGCUAGUUCGCCCAAACUUUGCAUUUUCGUUAUUUGGCUGUUAA